Messenger RNA from Entamoeba nuttalli P19, 504 nucleotides. RefSeq lists its product as hypothetical. The transcript has a single exon. Bases 1 to 504 code for a protein of 167 amino acids. NCBI's taxonomy places the organism in Eukaryota, Evosea, Mastigamoebida, Endamoebidae. The record is from RefSeq and is a predicted model, not a curated record.
AUGGAAAUUGAACCAUCUAUUGAACAAUGCUCACUUCAUCGAGUUAAAAGAAUUGUAAUUGAUUGUAUUAAAGAAGACACUACUGGAAAUACAAAAAAUAUUCAAACAUUUUGGUCAUUAUUAAAACAAACCCUUAUUGAACAAAGGCUUGUAUAUGAUGAUACAAAAGAGGUUAUAAGAACUUCUAAUGAAGAAAAACAAUUACGUGACCUACAAAUGAGAGCAGAAGAAAAUCGAAAAAAAAUUGAAGAAAUGGUUAUAUCUCUCACUAAAAAAAUUCAAAAUACUAAACAAAUAGAACAAAGAGUAGGAACAGAAGAAAUAACACAACAAGAUGCUAUGAUGUUAGAAGAAGCACUUGAAAUGGUUAAACAAAUGAAUGAAAUGAAUAAAAAAUCAUUAAAUGAAUUAAAAAAAAUAGAAACAAUAAAGGCAUUAGGUGAAAAAGUUCGAAGAGAUAGUUGUAGCUUAAUACCUAAAGAUAAUUUAAUGGAAAUAAAUUGA